AUGUCUCCAUCCUCUAUACAGCCAGACGCAACAGCAGCCGCCCAUCAAUGGCUUCAAUCCUUCCAUCGCCUUGGCGAUUCCCUUUCACCCGAAGAAUGGGUAAACACUUUCUAUGACCCGAACUGCACAAUGCAAUUUCUUGGUCAGGAGCCAGUCCAAGGCCACGCGGCUAUCAUUUCGCAUUUCCGGCGCCAAUUCGCCCGUCUCGACAAUAUGAAGCAUACAAUACGCCACAUCGACGUCACGCAUGAUCGGAUCUACCAGGAAGCUACAGUCACCUACAUUGUGAAGGGUGAUUCCGAGCAGCGACAGAUUGAGGCGCAUGGGCUUGCGGUGUUCGGCAAGGGGGUCGAAGAAACCAAGAUCAGAUUUUUCACCGUCUACCUAGACUUGGAGCCUUUGCGGAACAGGAUGAAGGAGCUAUUGGGAUGA
Messenger RNA from Penicillium robsamsonii, 432 nucleotides. RefSeq names its product nuclear transport factor 2 family protein. The transcript has a single exon. NCBI's taxonomy places the organism in Eukaryota, Fungi, Ascomycota, Eurotiomycetes, Eurotiales, Aspergillaceae. The coding region runs from base 1 to 432 and encodes 143 amino acids. The record is from RefSeq and is a predicted model, not a curated record.